AUGACCGAAGAAAGCGUGACGCCUCCGCGUACAAACACGCAGAAAAAGUUCGCCUCAGCGACACCCAAGCAGACGACGCCAUCCACCUCAUCGUCUGGCAGUCCCAACGUCGCCGCCAACAAGGGAGCCGGAUCGGCCCAGUCUCGCAAGGGCAGUCGCAGCAACGCAGAAAAACAGUCGGGACGAGCCUCGAACAAUGGCCAGGCCAACGCAAGUGAAGGUAUGGCGAGUAUCAAAAACAUCAUAUCCAAGCCCCAGGAUUCACCUUCGUCCGAAUCUUCUUCCCCACAAGCUUCGGCUACCAACCGUUCGGGUCACCACAACCAACCCCGCUCCAACUCGAACUCACCAGCACGCCAACGCCAACAAGCUGGUGGCGGAGGGGGACCGCACCGCAAGAACCAAGCGUCGUCGACGACCCCACCGGCGUCAGCCCCGAUGAUCCAGACCUUGUCAUCGAGCCUCAACCCGCAAGCCGGCGGCUUCCAGCCCAACAUGCUCGGCCCCAUCCAUGACUCGCUCGACGAAUCGCUCGUCACACCGACGGCGACCCACUUUGACCUGAUGGAAGGCAUCCCGAGGUCCGCCGCCGCGAUCGCUCGGGCUACCAAAACCGGUGCCGGUGCCGGUGCCGCAGCAGCAACUCCGCGACAGUACGCCGACUUCUCUGCCAUGGGUGCGAUCGGACCCGGGGCCGAAUUUCUCGGUGGGUUCGCGGCUCCUCCAAACUUGGGCGCCGGUGGCAAUGGUGCACGUGCGGGAGGAUUUGGCUUCUCGUUCCCUCCCGCGACCUCGACGCAACAACAGUACGCUCAAAUGCAAGCCGCGCAACAGCAAGGCCCUUACGGGCAACAGAUCGCCCAACAGCAGGCCGCAACCGGCGUGGCGAGUCAGGCCAGCGAGCUCCUGAGCGAGCAGCUGGCGAUCCAACAGCAACUGGCGAAUCUGCGCAUUCAGCAAGAACAACUCCUGGCACGGUUUGGCGACAUGCAGCAGCAGCAGCUCCAAGCCGCUUCCGGCGCGGAGCCGACGCAACCAGUGCUGGUCAACAUCGCGACCACGAACCCACCUCCGAGCCAUCGACGUGGCCAGAGUGCCUUCAGUUCGUUCGGCAGCGGUGGCGGUGCGAGUGCAUUCGGCCAAAUGGGUUCAUUCAAUGCUGGACCCAUCGUUGGCUCGGCCUCUGCGGCGUCGGGCAACUCCUCUGCGGCUGGUCUGCCAAAAGGUCAUGGGCGCCGCCACUCGGUCAACACCAAGGCCCAACAACAACAACAACAGCAGCACCAGCAGCCUACGGGGCAGCCUGAUCAACAAACCCUCUCUAGCAGCUUCCAGUUCCCCAACCACGUCCAAGAUGGUAACCACAAUUCUUCGAACGAUCGCAACCAGCAGAGGCUCGACUUCAACACCUCCAACGACCAGGCGUCAGCCGGUCGUGCCUAUGGCCACCAACGGCGACAGAGCGGCAGCAUGUCCUCGCUUGGAGGAUGGCAAGCGUCCUUCACCGGACCGGGUCAACAGCAGGCGAACCUCGCCGAGGCAUCGGCUCAUCUUCAACAGCUAGCGGCUUAUCGAGCUUCGGCGGGUCACGCUCGCGUCCCCUCGUUCGGCAUGUCGACGUUGGGUCAAGGACCGGGUCAAUUGGCGAUGGCAUCCUACGGCGGUGGCUUGCCCCAACCGGGUCAACACAACCAACAGGGCAACCAGGCGAGGAAGAGUUUAUUCGCUCCUUAUCUACCCCAAGCCUCGAUCCCGCCUUUGGUCCAGGCCGGCAAGUUGGUCAUCGGGACGUUGAGGGUCAACAAGAGGAAUCGUUCUGACGCGUACGUCGCUACCGACACGCUCGAUUCCGACAUCUACAUCUGCGGAUCCAAGGAUCGCAACCGUGCGUUGGAGGGCGAUCUCGUCGCUGUUGAACUCCUCGAUGUCGACGAAGUGUGGGGAACGAAGAAGGACAAGGAGGAGAAGAAGCGCAAAAAGGAGGAGAACGCGAGCUACGACCCUCGUGCGACGCGCGAUCUGCGCAAGAUCGACAAGAAGAAAGACGACGUCGAAGUCGAGGGCCAGGGUAUGCUCUUGUUCGAAGACGAGGAGGUCAACGACGACCAAAAGCCUCAGUACGCCGGUCACGUCGUUGCUGUGGUUGAGCGAGCCCCCGGACAACUCUUCAGUGGUAUGCUUGGCGUCUUGCGGCCCAGUUCCGCAGCGACGCAGCAAAAGCAAGAGUCGGAGCGCCGAGAACGCGAGGGCGUCGAUCUUCGCUCGGGCAACAGCAAUUCGACGCCGUCAUCGGGCAACGCCUCGCAGCAGCAGCCGUACGGCGGCGGAGGCAACCACGUCCCUGCACCGAGGAUCAUCUGGUUCCGACCGACCGAUAAGCGCGUUCCGCUCAUCGCGAUCCCGACCGACCAAGCGCCCGAGGAUUUCAUCGAAUGCCCGGACAAGUACGCCUCGAGGCUGUUCGUUGCUUGCAUCAAGCGCUGGCCCAUUUCUAGUUUACAUCCUUUCGGUAGUUUGGUCGAAGAGCUAGGAGAGAUCGGCGAUAUCGAGGCCGAGACGAACGCGCUCCUGAAGGAUUGCAACUUUAGCAACGAUGGUCAGUCUCAUCUUUGAUCUCAGUGGCGAUCAUUUAAUUGCAGGAGCUGAGGCGGACUCUCUCUCUGCAGAUUUCUCGGAAGCCGUCGUCAAGUGCUUGCCACCCAUUCCGUGGUCCAUUCCCGAGCGCGAACAACAACCCGAAGUGCGCCGCGAUUAUCGCGACCAGCGCGUCUUCACCAUCGAUCCUGAGACGGCAAAAGAUCUCGACGACGCUUUGCACGUGGUCGAGCUCGAGGAUGGCACGUUCGAAGUCGGAGUCCACAUCGCCGACGUGUCGCACUUUGUUCGACCCAACACCGCGCUCGAUCGUGAGGCUCGUAAGCGUGCGACGACCGUUUACCUCGUCCAGCGCGCCGUUCCAUUGUUGCCCCCGACUUUGAGCGAGGAGCUUUGCAGCUUGAACCCGCGCAGCGACAAGUUGACGUUCAGUGUCGUGUGGAAGAUGACGCGCGAAGGCAAGGUGCUAUCGACCUGGUUCGGCAAGACUUUGAUCAAUUCGAGGGCCAAACUCGCUUACAGCGAUGUCCAAGAGGUGCUCGAGGGUCGCGACCUCGUCCAGGGCAAGUUCGAGACCGAACAAGAGCGCCUCGAGGCCAUCGAGGACAUCAAGCGCUUCAACACGAUUGCGCGCAACCUCAAGAAGGAGCGCUUCGAGAAUGGCGCGUUGCGGAUCGACAACGUCAAGGUUUCGUUCAAGCUCGAUGAGGAUGGCCAGCCCGAGGAUUGCGAUCACUACGUGCGCAAGGAGGCGAACGAGUUGAUCGAAGAGUUCAUGUUGUUGGCCAACAUGUCCGUUGCGCGUAAGAUCGCCACUGGCCUUCCCGACCAAGCCCUUUUGCGACGCCACGAACCCCCUAUCGAUCGUCGUCUGGACGGCUUCAUUGACCGCAUGGGUCGAUUGGGUAUCAAACUGGAUGGUAGUGGACCUGGCGCUUUGAUGAACUCGUUCAACCAAGUCACCGACGAGGCGUCUCGCACGACGCUGCAGCAUCUCAGCAAGCGUUCGAUGCAACAGGCCAAGUACUUUUGCACGGGCACGCUCGACAUCUCCAAGUACUUCCACUACGCGCUCAACGUGCCCCUCUACACGCACUUCACGUCCCCGAUCCGAAGGUACGCUGACGUGAUCGUGCAUCGCCAAUUGGAGGCGAUCCUUGCGCACCAGGCGGCUCAAGACGCAGCGCACGAGGCGCAGCAAGCGAGUGUCGGCGAACUCAAGUUCUCACUCGAUGUCGAGGCCGUGAGCAAGAUCGCGUCGAUGUGUAACAUCAAGAAAAUGAACGCCAAGUUGGCGCAAGAGCAGUCGCAGCACUUGAUGCUCUGUGUGCUCGUCCACGACCUUACGAAACGCUACGGUCCCGUCAUUCGACCCGCGGUCGUGAUCGGUGUCUUGGACCAGGCCUUUGAUGUCCUCGUUGUCGAGUUUGGCAUCGAGAAGAGGGUUCAUGUCGUAAGUGUUGAUGUCUGCUCUACCUCUUGCGCCAGAUAGCACCUGACACGUUGCCCGGAUCGUCACUGCAGGAUCAAAUGCCAACCGAGUCGACGCAAUACGACGAACAUGACAACAGCCUGUCGAUCUAUUGGAAGAAGAACGUCGAGGUACUGGGCUGGCUCGCCGAGAAGAACAACGACGAGCACCUGUUGCGCAUCCGCGAUCAGGCCGAGUUCCAUGCGCGCGGCUUGGGCAACCAUGCCGACAAAAAAUCGAGGGCGGAGAGCGCGUUAUUCGAUGUGAGUAUCCGGUUAACGUUGUAAUUUCGACCGCGAUCGGAGUACUGACCGCACCGCUCCCUUGGACACCGUGUCGUUGCAGGACGACGAGGACGACGAGGAGUCGGCGGACGCCCAAAGAAAACGACCGCUCCGAAUGACCGGUCAGAGGCUCAAGAGUCUCAACAAAUCGCCACUUAAAUUCGAGGGUUUGUCCGACCGUGACCAGCAUUGUAUUCAAACCGUCCGGGAAUUGCAGACUGUGCCGGUCGUCAUUACGUGAGUGCUAUGCGCACACUGCUUUCGAAAUGCUCGCCCCAUUGCGCGCAUCAAAUACUGACAAAUCAUCAUGCUGCGUGCUUCACAGGUCCGAUAUGACCAAAAGUCCUCCCGUCAUCAAGGUCCAUGCCAUCAACCCUUCUUGCUCGAUCUAG
Messenger RNA from Microbotryum saponariae, 4742 nucleotides. Lineage: Eukaryota; Fungi; Basidiomycota; Microbotryomycetes; Microbotryales; Microbotryaceae. The record is from the annotation of a GenBank genome assembly.